UCAGCUGAUUACGUCAGUCCGCAGAAACGAAAACAGAAGGAUAGUGGGGUCGCCUGUGUGUGAGUGGGUUGCUGGUUGUUCUUUAGUGAGGCUGAUAUCUGUGUAGUUUUAAGGUUUAACUGAUUUAAAGGCUGGGUUUUACUGUUAUACAGCGCUAUUAGGAAAACCGCGGUAAAGAGCAUCUAGUCCAGGUUCAGAGUCAGCCAUCUCUGCGGGAAGUGCCUGCUCACCCUGGAGGAGCAGUACUGCAGCAGUACUGGAGAGUUCUGUUCAUUCAUUAGGCUGCUGAAGUCCAGCAUGGCUAUUCCUGAGUGGCGCCUGUCCCUGAAGCUGAUGGACCACCCCUCCCUCCCGAAGUCCGUCCUCCAGUUUCCAGAGACGGAGCCUGGAGAUGUUCCACCUGGAGAGUAUCGAGUGGCGACUCUCAAACAGCUCGUCUCAGCACAGCUACCAGACGCCAUACCUGACCCAGAACUUAUAGAGCUGGUGUACUGUGGCAGAAAGCUGAGGGAUGAACUCACCCUAGACUCCUACGGGAUCCAGUCAGGAUCUACUGUACACAUCCUGAGGAAGUCAUGGCCAGAACCUGAGAUCCAUCCUGAGCCUGUUGACAGAGUAACAGCAGCAAGAGAAUUUCGUGUCCUUCAGGCAGCUCUUCACACAAGCACAGCCUACAGAGAUUCGGUUUUUAAAAUGUUGAACAACAAGGAGUCUCUGGAUCAGAUAAUUGUGGCCACACCUGGUUUGAGUACUGAUCCAAUGGCUCUGGGUGUCCUUCAAGACAAGGAACUCUUUGUGCAAUUCACAGAUCCCAACAUGCUUGACACGUUGAUUAACUCUCACCCAGCACUGGUUAAUGCCAUUAUUCUGGUGCUGCAUUCAGUAGCUGGCAGUGUGCCCAACCAGCAGAGUGCCAGCUCCUCCAGAAAUGUGUCCUCCAGCUCCUACAGUGACAUGCCAGGAGGAUUUCUCUUCGAAGGCAUGUCUGACGAUGAGGAGGAAUUCCAAUCGGGGAACCGGAGUGGACCAUCCUCCAGUUCUACAGGCUCUUCGGGGUUGAGGCCUGCUACAUUAGGCUACAGUGGGGCAGUUGGACCUAGACCAAUCACCCAGAGUGAACUUGCAACAGCCCUAGCUCUAGCCAGCACUCCUGAAAGCAGUGCUGUUACACCCACCAUAGGAAACCAGGGAGCUUCUUCAGGGGUUUCCCCUAUCCCAGCCGGAACCCCUAUAACAAAUGACCUGUUCAACCAGGCCCUGCAGCAAGCCUUACAGGUGUCGAGCAUAUCGUCCCUUCAGAGUCAGUGGCAAUCCCAGCUCCAGCAGUUGCGGGACAUGGGGAUUCAGGACGAGGAGCUGAUCCUGCGAGCCCUGCAGGCCACUGGGGGAGAUAUUCAAGCUGCAUUGGAGCUCAUUUUUGCAGGAGGAGCCCCAUGAGUCUCUGUACUUCACACCUACUAGAAAAACAUAGGCACUGUUGUAAUCAGGCAUUUUCACAGAAAUAACUUGAUGCUGAGGAUCUGAAGGAGUUACUGAAUAUUACAGUGUACAUCAUUUUUAUAUGUUGACUUCUUUAAACUUUAAAUCACAAGCUAUUUGCACUUUUGCCUGAAAUGUUAACGGAGAGGUUUUUAUUUAUUUUAAUGUAAACAUUUGUCUUCUUAAUUCUGGCAGAUGAGCCACUGAUGUCUGUUGUGAUGGUUCCUUACUGUGGAUUUUCCAGCAAUACCAUCUUCAGAGUACAUUUGAUUUAAUUUGAUGUUUUAAUGCUAAAGUAACUAUGGAUAUGUUUUGUGGCAAGAGACAUGAUUACAGAUAUUAAAUGAUGAA
Messenger RNA from Astyanax mexicanus (Mexican tetra), 1830 nucleotides. RefSeq names its product ubiquitin-like 7a (bone marrow stromal cell-derived) (gene ubl7a). Gene Ontology annotation, biological process: ubiquitin-dependent protein catabolic process. Bases 298 to 1437 code for a protein of 379 amino acids. Gene Ontology annotation, cellular component: cytosol. Lineage: Eukaryota; Metazoa; Chordata; Actinopteri; Characiformes; Acestrorhamphidae. The transcript has 10 exons. Gene Ontology annotation, molecular function: polyubiquitin modification-dependent protein binding. The record is from RefSeq and is a predicted model, not a curated record.